Molecule: messenger RNA, 2743 nt
Organism: Oncorhynchus gorbuscha (pink salmon)
Lineage: Eukaryota; Metazoa; Chordata; Actinopteri; Salmoniformes; Salmonidae
Product: synaptosomal-associated protein 47-like
Exons: 5
Coding region: 317-1591 (424 amino acids)
Biological process (GO): synaptic vesicle priming; synaptic vesicle fusion to presynaptic active zone membrane; exocytosis
Cellular component (GO): plasma membrane; SNARE complex
Molecular function (GO): syntaxin binding; SNAP receptor activity
Source: RefSeq, a predicted model, not a curated record
ACGAAUUAUUAAACUGACAGAUUGAAAUAUAUAUUCACAGAACAACUGUUCUCGAAUAAAAGUUACUUUUGCACAAUCGAUAAUAUUAGCGCCUUGCCCAACAUUGCAGAAUUGUUGCCAUUGAUUUCCUGGGAUUAGUCAUAACCCUGCAAGAGCUCACGUGCCAGGUUUCUAAAAAGUAAACAAAAACAUGAACGUUGAAUGGUCGCUAGCUAUUUUGUUUGGUUACAGCUAUUAUUUAGUUUGCACACUAAUGUAAUUUAAUGCAAAAUAUAUUUUAUUUUAUUUUAGAGUGAGCAUCUGAAGCCAAGUCAAGAUGACAAGCCCAAACCGAGACAUCCCCAUCCACAGCUGGCCAGGCUCCUACUACAUCAACAGCGAGAAGCGCUGGGAGGCCGGGACCCUGUCCCUGACCCGCACCAUAUUGCGCUUCACCUCAGACCAGAGCAAAGAGAACCUGGUUGGCUUCCGCCUCACCAGGAUCAUGGAGAUCAAGAUGGAAUCGUCCAGCUUCAUCUUCAGCACUCUGACUGUGUUGGAACAGGGGAAUCUCAAGCACUGGUUCGGCUCACUGAGGCCCAACCGGUUGGUGGUCUACAAUGUCCUGGAGCAUUUCUGGAGGGAGAGGUUGUUGUCCCCCUCUACUGAGGUCCAGGGGGGCGAGGCACAGCCCACCAAGGGGAGGGAGCUGAUUAACCUGGUGGCAGGGGCUCAAAGACGGCUAGAGGACACAGGGAAUGUCCUCCACCACCAGGGAGAGCAGUUUGAUAACGUCAUGCAGGGCCUGGACAAGAUCGACUCUGAUCUGGGCGUGGCAGACAAGCUACUGUCUGAACUGCAGUCUCCUCCUUGGUGGCCUUUUGGCAAAUUACCCUGGAAGAGUCAGCAGGAUGCCAAUGCUGAGCAUGCUGCCAGAGAGGCCACUUGUAAGGGAACAGCAACAGGCAAGCACAGAGUGAUCACCAGCAUACCAGCCAUCGUUUCCAGACGUGGAGACUCGGACCUGAAGCCUGGCUGCUUGAUGGUGAUGGUCUCCUCUUUAGAAGUCCGAGACACAAACUAUGUGCUCCUCCACCGCUUUGAGAGGGACGAGGUGGAUGACAUCCGGGUGCACAACCCUUAUGAGAUCAGUGUGAGGCAGAGGUUCAUAGGGAAGCCAGACAUAUGCUUCAGACUCCUGUCGGCUAAAAUGCCGGAGGCCAUGUCUGUGCUAGAGAUGCAGUACAAGAAGAAGGUAGAGUACACGAGUGAGUACUCUGCCUUUAAGACGACCCCAGCCACAACCCCAUGUGACCAGAAUCAAGUUUUAAUAUGGAAUGCAGGCUUGCAGCAGUACCAGGAGACAGAGGUCCCCAGUACGGUCCCAGCAGGAGAGCUUUCCCAAGUGCAUCUACAUGUCCUUAAGCCAGAGGUUACUCAGGAUGAGGUUCAGGAGCUCCGACAGAUGCUAAUGCAGCUGAAGAAUCUUGCUCUGGAGGCUGAGACUGAGCUGGAGAAGCAAGACGAGAGCCUGGAUGUUCUGACCACCUCUACGGACCAGGCCACCAUGGACAUAGACAAACACACCUGCCACAUGAAAAGGCUGCUGUAACUAACUCACUUACAACGCAAUGCAGAAAUGCACCGAGUUGCUAUUGCCUUACGACGAAUGUAUUCUGUUAGAAAGUUGUUGUACUGUACCUCUAUAUUUGAGGUUCCAUAACCAUUGAAACCAGAUUUUACCAUCUGCUUCGUUGUAUCACAUCAAGUUAAGUCUUAGCCUCAGGUGUAGUCAUACACCCUUACCUCAUUGUAACGUGUAAAAUAUAGAAAUCGAUGUUCCUCUCAAUGUGGUAAUUACUGACCAGGAAGCGUUCACUCAUCAGCACUUUGUGGAGAUAUCGUCCUCUUUGCACUGACAAACUAUGAAUAUAUCCAAACUUGGUUGUUGUUGACGGGAGGUUGGACAGACAUAAUGGUCUCUGUCACACAUGUAAUCCAUGGUUUCUGAUGAUGUACUUAAAUCACAGUGAGGAACGAUUGUCACACCUGUUUUUUCCUUCUUCUUUUUCAGUUGCAGGUGUCAGUAAAGCCAUCCCCCUCCCUCCAUGCACAUGGUUUCCCUCCAGCUCCAAGUGUUGCAUGUUCCCAUGUUUCUGCUGAGUAAAGCGAUGCAUCGAGUGGGAUCUGUAGAUCUGUGAGGUAUGCAGUGGGUAUGUAACAUGUAGCAAAGUCCGUUGAAACUGUGUCCCUUGAAAUACACGGAAUACUUUACAGAGCCCCUACUCUUAAGUCAAUUUCUAUACCAUAAAGUUCCGUACUAGAGAAAGCAGGGAGUAACUCACAAUAGGUUGUCUCGCUGACAUUAUCACUGGAUUUAGUAAUAUCUGUAUAAUCUUAUGUGUAUAUGAAUGACUUGCAUAUUUCUAUGCUGUGGUGUACUCGGAUGUUUUACUGAAAUGUAAUUAUUGUCUCGCUAUCAUAUGUGAACUUGCGAUAUACUGUUAUUUAAACUCAAUAUCUGGUAAAUAAUGCUUUUCUCCGUACAAAUAAUGCCCAAGGCUCCCCAUGGUACUGUACUGUAGAGAGCAGAGGAAGUAUUUGAGUGGCGUGUAAUUAUCCAAUAGAAUCAUUUACAUAAAAUACAGACGAAUAUCUUUAAGUAGUACAGUACGACCCGCCCAGUUCAUAAAAGGCAAUUGACACUGAAACAAAAUAUAAAUGCAACAUGUUAACUGUUGGUUUCACGAGUUGAAAUAAAAGA